AUGGGAACUAUACGAAUCAACCGUAUACAAGAUUACUGGAAAACAGAUUCACUGUUUGGUUUACUUGCAUUUUCAGAAAAUAUGAGCAGGAAUCGGUUUUUGUUGUUACUGAGGGCAUUGCACUUCGCAAAAAACCCAGAUCAGAAUACAGAGCUUCCAAAGGAUCGACUGUAUAAAGUAAGAGAUAUGGUGAAUUUGUUCAACGCGCCAGUAUCUGAAAUAUAUUACCCAGGGCGUGAGAUUAGUUUAGAUGAAUCGAUGGUAUUGUGGCGUGGACGGCUUAUGUUCAGACAGUAUAUACCAAAUAAACGUCACAAAUAUGGUAUCAAGUUGUACAUGAUCGCAACUCCUGAUCGUAUAGUUCUGAAAUUUAUGAUAUAUACAGGCAUAUUGGAUGAUUCUGGUGGAAAAGAACAUGCAAAAAAAGUAGCUAUGAAUUUACUCUAG
Messenger RNA from Stegodyphus dumicola, 447 nucleotides. RefSeq names its product piggyBac transposable element-derived protein 4-like. Lineage: Eukaryota; Metazoa; Arthropoda; Arachnida; Araneae; Eresidae. The record is from RefSeq and is a predicted model, not a curated record.